Molecule: messenger RNA, 2883 nt
Organism: Aphidius gifuensis
Lineage: Eukaryota; Metazoa; Arthropoda; Insecta; Hymenoptera; Braconidae
Product: neprilysin-2-like
Exons: 5
Coding region: 52-2190 (712 amino acids)
Biological process (GO): protein processing
Cellular component (GO): plasma membrane
Molecular function (GO): metalloendopeptidase activity
Source: RefSeq, a predicted model, not a curated record
AGUCAACGUUGUCAUACCAUAAGACGUGGUGGAUAAAAAAAAAAAUCGAAGAUGAUCAGAAGAACAUUUUUGCUAGUGUUAAUUUAUCAACUUUCAUUUCGUUCAUGUGAACAAAUUGAUGUUGAAGACGUGGCAAUAGACAAAAGCAUUGAUCGAAUUUCAACAGAUAAAAAUGAUGUUUGUACAACACCUGCUUGCAUAAUCGCUGCUCAAAAUAUCGAUAUGAAAAUGAAUAAAAGUGUUGAUCCUUGUGACGAUUUUUAUCACUAUGUUUGUGGUAAUUUUAUCAACACAACAGUGAUACCGGACGACAAAAUUGGAAUAAGCAGUUUACGAGAAAUAUCAUACAAACUUAAUGGACAGUUAGAUAAAAUUUUAAACAAACCAAGUAUGGUAAAAGAGCCUGAGCCAUUUAAAUUUACACGACAUUUGUACAGGACAUGCAUGGACACAGUUGCCAUCAAUAAACUUGGUGAAGAUACUUUAUUAAAAUAUGUCGAUCAAAUUGGAGGAUGGCCUGUUCUUAAAAACAAUCAAUGGAAUGAAAUAUUAUUUGAUUGGAAAAAUACAAUUUUAAAAAUAAAUGAAAAUAAUUAUUGGUUAACAACUUUUUUUAAAUUUGAAAUAAAAGAUGAUUAUGAAAAUAUGACAAAGCAUGUUCAUUUAAAUGAAUUUUCAUCAGAAAUUGCACGAAGAUUUUUAAUUGAAGGUUUAAAAAAUGAAAAAGUAAUUAAUUAUUUUAAUUCAAUGAUUAAUAUGUCAAUUGCAAUGGGUGCCAAUAAACGAGAUGAUACUGAAGAAGAAUUAAAAAAAGCACUUGAAUUUGAAAUUGAAUUGGUUAAAUUAACUCGUCCUUCAAAAGAAUAUCAAAAUAAAAGUUUGCUGUAUAAUCCAAUGACUUUAGGAGAAUUAAAACUAAAGUAUUCAUAUUUUCCAUGGGAGGAAAUUAUAAAUUAUUAUUUACAAUAUUCAAAUACAACAGUAAAUGAUAACGAGAUAAUAAUUGUAAAUAAUCCAGUAUUUUUUACAAAGCUUGAUGGGUUAAUAAAUAAAACACCAAAAAGAGAUCUGGCUAAUUUUGUAAUUUGGUAUUUUAUUCAAGACAAUGCCAGAUUCAUGAGUGAUAAAAUCCAAGAAAUUCAAAGAGGUAGAAAGACAACUUUAGCUAGAUGGAUUCAAUGUACAAAUAUUCUUAAUGAACAUAUUCCCAUUAUUGCAAGUGCUUUGUAUGCUCGUAAUUAUGUCAGCAAAAAUAUUAAAGAAAAUAUUAACAGUAUGGUCAAAACAAUUGGCAAUAGAUUUUCUAAACAAGUAGAAAAUUCAAACUGGAUGGACGAUGAGACCAAGAAAAAUGCACAAAAUAAAAUUAGAACAAUGACAAGUGAUCUUGUCUAUCCAGAUGAACUAUUUGAUGAUGAAAAAUUAAAUGAAUAUUAUAAAGAUUUAAAAUUCAAUGAAAAUAAUAAUUUUAUAGAUACAAUUUUAUGUAUAAAAUUAUUUAAUGAUAAAACUAGCUGGAAUUUAUUGAGACAAAAUGAAAAUGGAUGGGAAGAUUUUGCAAAAAUGACAAUAACCGUUAAUUCAUUUUACGAUCCAAGUAUUAAUAAAAUAAUUAUUCCAGCUGGAAUUCUUCAAGGUGAAUUUUUCGAUAAUGAAUUACCGCAAUACAUGAAUUACGGUGGAAUUGGAAAAAUAAUAGGACACGAAAUGAUGCAUACAUUUGAUAUUAAAAAUUGUUAUGCAAGUAAAAAUGUACUAAAUUGGCAAUCGAAAAUGGGAAAUGAUAAUUAUAUUAAAAAAGCACAAUGUAUUAUUGAUCAAUAUGGAAAUUAUACGGUCAAAGAAGUCAACAUGAAUUUAAAUGGAUCAAAUUCAUUGGUUGAAAAUAUAGCUGAUAUUGGAGGGACAAAAGUAGCCUACUUGGCUUAUCAAGACUGGCUAAAGGAUAAUAAACUUGAUAAAAAAUUAUUGAGCUUUACUCAAUCACAAAUGUUUUGGAUAUCAUUAGCAAGUUCAUCAUGCUCCAAGGAUCGAAUUGAAAUACUAAAAUACAUUGUAUCAUCUGAUGCAUAUAGUCCAGCUCAAUUUCGAGUCAAUGGACCACUUUCAAAUAUACAAGAAUUUUCAAAAGAUUUUAAAUGCCAAGAAGGCUCAAUAAUGAAUCCAAAAAUAAAAUGUACCAUUUGGUAAUGUUGUUCAUUUUUUCAACGUAAAAUAAUUAAUAAAUAGUUACAUAAAAAAAAUAAUUACUGCACUGUAGAUUAAAAAGGAAUAUAAAAAGAUUAAUUUUUUAUUAUUAAAUAAAUUAUUACUAUUGACAGACAUGAUGGCUCAUUAAGGCCUGUCAUUUUGUGAAAUAGAAAUUCCACGAUUAUGGAUAAAUCAAUCGGACAGUAAUUAAGCACUGAGAGAGAUAGAAUAACUUGGUGAGUUUGAUGCUGUACCACACAAAUUUGGAUGAAAUAUACGAUCGAUAUAAACUAUAGUAUCCGACCAUUCGAUUUACUCGAGGCAUACUCAUAUAUCCGGACAUGUCACCAAUAUUCUAUUUGACACAUUCUAUUUAUCCAUAAAUUUAAUAUGCCAGAAUACAUGCACAUGCACUUUGUCAAAUUUAAAAAUUUAAUUAUUUAAAAUUCUACUUAAAAAAAUAUAAUUAAAAUUUAUUAUUUAUCUGUCAUUUUUUUUUUUUCCAUGUACAUGAAUAAAAAAAAAUUUAAAAAAGCACUACUGUUUAUGAGCAUAAAUAAAAUGAAACAAUUUGAAAAAUUUUCAUAAAAUAAAAUUAAUUAAAAUUAUAUUAAAAUGUAUAAAUUUAUUUAUCAAUUUUUUUUAAAAUUAAAUUCUGAUUAAAUUGUAUUUUUUUCAAAUAAAAAAUGUAAA